GCCCGUAGCCAGGAGGGGUGUUCGGCCUUUUCUUUAUCCUCUUUCACUGAAAUGAGCACAAUUUUUACAGAAUUCAAUAACCCACUUAUUCUCCUGCCCGUAGCGGAACGUUUGUGAGGCGGAACCAAUAUGUUGUAUGGCGUUGACAGCCGGAGGACUGUUUUGAUAAAGGAUCACUAAUUCUCUGUGAAGGGUUGGUCGGGACAGUUCCGGGACGCAGCUCUCAGGUUUUCGUCUUCAUUUUCGGAUAUGCACCGACAGAAUUUUCGACCCCCGACUCCUCCUUACCCCGGGCCGGGUGCAGGAGGUUGGGGUAGCGGGAGCAGCUUCCGGGGCACCUCGGGCGGAGGCGGACCACGGCCGCCCUCCCCUCGGGACGGGUACGGGAGUCCUCAUCACACGCCGUCGUACGGGCCCCUCUGUAGGCCCUACGGGAGCAGCCAUUCUCCACGACACGGCGGCAGCUUCCCCGGGGGCCGGUUCGGGUCUCCGUCCCCUGGCGGUUACCCUGGCUCCUACUCCAGGUCCCCCGCGGGGUCCCAGCAGCAAUUCGGCUACUCCCCAGGGCAGCAGCACACCCACCCCCAGGGUUCUCCAAGGACAUCUACACCUUUUGGAUCAGGGCGUGGUAGAGAAAAAAGAAUGUCUAAUGAGUUGGAAAGUUAUUUCAAGCCUUCAAUGCUUGAAGAUCCUUGGGCUGGCCUAGAACCAGUAUCUGUAGUGGAUAUAAGCCAACAGUACAGCAGUACUCAAACAUUCACAGGCAAAAAAGGAAGAUACUUUUGUUAACGUUUCUGAAAUUCAACUGGAAACUUCAUGUGUCAGGAAUACCUUGGACAAAAUUUUCACUUGUGUACUUAAGUUGAACCCUGACAUGGGUCGUCUUGGUAUUUUUCAUCAUAUUAUAUAUCGGUAUUAGGGAAGACAUAUGAUAGGAUAAUAUGCAAUAUUUAGCUCUCCAAAAGUGCCUACCACAUUUUAGAAGAUUUACAGUUUCCAAAUACUUAACAUUCUUGGUUAUAUAAAUGGACAUUUGGCUUUUAAUGUUUUAAAAUAAAACAUUUUGUCUAGUUAUAUUGUGGUUUUGUCAUAUGCUAAAGGAGUAGAAUUAUUAAAAUAAUGCUUUAUAAUCAGAAUUCAUCAUUAAAUAUUUGCUUACUACAGCUUUUGAAAAUAAAAUAGAUAAACCAUCUUUUGAACUGUAGACAGUUCUGUAUUUGUUUAUAAUAGGGAAGGAGGAGUAAAGGAAGAGAAUAAAAAAGAUUUCUGUUCCUUAUAACCAUUGUUUUAUGUGCCUAUUUUAUGUGAUGCUUUUGUGAAAAUGCAUUGAAAUUUGAUUGGAAGUUACAGAAACUCACUUAAGCUUAAAUAAAAAAGUUUUUUUAUACUAACUUUACUGGGAAAGACAAAGACCUACCUGUUUCUUGCAUAACUAGUUCAAAGCUAUUUUGUCUGAAUUUCUCUGUAUUUUUCAGUAUUGUGGAGUCAUUUUCUCUUGAGGCCAAAGAAGAUGGCUAGCAGCAGUUUCAUAUCACUUCCAUUGUGAAGAGGAUAUUUUCCAACUCUGUCAAUCCCAGAGCACACAGAUUGGCCAUGCUUACUUAGAUUGUUUUUGUGUAGUCCUGAUCCAAUAACUGACCAAGGUAGUGAGUUGAGGCCUAAUUAGUUUGAACAAUGGACCCACCCCUACGAUGAGACUCUAGGCCCACCUGGAUUAGAGAAGUGGUUU
Phyllostomus discolor (pale spear-nosed bat) is the source of this 1729-nucleotide messenger RNA. RefSeq names its product M-phase specific PLK1 interacting protein (gene MPLKIP). The transcript has 2 exons. Gene Ontology annotation, cellular component: midbody; centrosome; nucleus. Lineage: Eukaryota; Metazoa; Chordata; Mammalia; Chiroptera; Phyllostomidae. The record is from RefSeq and is a predicted model, not a curated record. The coding region runs from base 250 to 789 and encodes 179 amino acids.